CGGUAUACGCGCGUGUGUAUACAUAUGCUAUACGUAUUUGGUACUGGUAGUCUGUCAACGGCAUGCACCUUCCCUCGCAAUUUUUUCUGCUUUUGUUGGCAUUUCAACCAUCGGAACUGCAAAAAUUAGUCGCAAUAUAUUGCUUGAACUUCAAGGAAUUAAAUAAGGAUAUUCAUUCAACUUAGUGACUUCUCGCUUUUUUUAAUUCAAGCACUUCAUCUUGGAAUAAGACUUGAAUAUUCGCGUGUGGAUGUUAAUCGGGGAGCGGGUUUGCUCGCCUUAGCCGUGGGUCGUCAGCCCGGUAAUUUUGCUAACGACACGCUCAAAAUUCCAGCACUGCAGAACUACAACUAAAAACCUAGCGGCUAGCCAAGUACAAAUUGCAAUACAAAAAAAAAGAAAUUGUAAACUAUUGAUCUUUUAAAUAUUACUCAACAUUAUAUACCGGGUACCAUACAAUCUCAGUCUACUGUAUACAGUGUUAGCUGUGUUAGUUGUUAGUCGCUUUAAUUCAACUUCAAGUCAGACAAGUGCAAGUCAAGACUGUAAAAUUAACGUUAAGUCUCCCGACUCAGCUCAGCAGGCUCAGCUUACUUUACUCCGAUCCUUGAGGCUCAAGCUUGUUUCAUCUCCUUACUUCUACUACUACUAGUACUAGGCCUAACCUUAGGCCUAACAAUUAGCCAUUGUCAUUGACGUUUUAAAAGCGCAAAUAAACCUGUACCCCUACCACUCUAGGCGGUAAAUUGUCAAUCAGGGGAUAAAAUUUUUUAGACUGGACUGGACAGAAGUCUGGAAGUUACUCAAGCCAGGAACACUGCCUUCGUUGUACUAGUUCUAGCUUUUUUUUAAUUCAGCAGUCCAGCACAUUUCUAACGCAUUUCAAUUUGUCAACUUUCAUGAUGGAUUUGUUUCAGAAAUUCAAAGGCAAAUUUAAAGGGCCUUCAGACGCCGACAGUCGUUCCGGGCAAACCGGGAGGCAUAUGGGUGAAGGACAGUCUACAGGACAAGCAAAAAAUAUGUCGUACACACCCAAAAGGCACUCGCUCAACACGGACUAUGAAAUAUCAAAGAAGGUUCUUGGACUUGGUAUCAAUGGCAAAGUACUUGAAUGUAUCGACAAGAAGACUAAGGAGAAAUUUGCAUUGAAGGUGUUAGCAGAUAAUACCAAGGCAAGAAGAGAGGUAGAGCUACACUAUAGGGCAUCGUCUCUUAGCUCUGGAUAUCCAAUCAACAUUGUUCACAUUAGAGAUAUCUAUGAAAAUAUGUACAAUGGUCAAAGAUGUCUUCUAGUUGUCAUGGAGUGUAUGGAAGGAGGAGAGCUCUUCAGCAGAAUACAAGAAAGAUCAUCCUUCACAGAAAGAGAAGCAGCAGAGAUAGUGCGUAGCAUAGGUCAAGCUGUCCUUCAUCUUCACUUAAUGAAUAUUGCUCAUCGUGAUCUUAAGCCUGAAAACUUGUUGUAUCGUGACAAGACACCACACUCACUCCUCAAGCUCACAGAUUUUGGUUUUGCCAAAGAAACAACAACAACCAAUCUUCAGACACCCUGCUAUACACCUUACUAUGUUGCUCCAGAGGUUCUUGGACCAGAGAAGUAUGAUAAGUCAUGUGACAUGUGGUCAUUAGGAGUCAUCAUGUACAUCCUAUUAUGUGGGUUUCCACCAUUCUACAGCAAUCAUGGCAUGGCUAUAUCACCUGGUAUGAAACGUAGAAUCCGUAAUGGUCAGUACGAGUUCCCUGAUCCUGAAUGGAGUAAUGUUUCUGAAGAUGCUAAGAAUCUAAUCAAGAAACUCCUACGUACAGAUCCAGCUGAGAGACUUACCAUACAAGAGUUCAUGAACCAUACAUGGGUUAGGCAAUGUAGUGCUGUUCCUGCUACUCCACUCCAUACCAGCAGUGUUAUGAAGGAAGAAGGUGUAGAGCAAUGGGCAGACAUCCAGGAUGAGAUGACUAAUGCCCUAGCAACAAUGAGAGUUGACUAUGAUCAGGUCCGUAUUAAAGAUGUCAACAUGUCAUCCAACCCACUGCUAGCAAAGAGACGUAAGAAAGAACUAGCAAUGCAGGCUGAAUAGAUUCUACUGCAUAAAGGGCUUUUAUGGACAAUAAACAAGAUGGGAAAAGGCCGGUCUUAAUAUCAGCAGAUUUACUCAACAUAACAGAUAUUUUCACACUUUUACCCAAAUAAACUGUUCAAGAGAGACAACAGUAUUGAUAAGUCUUUCUGUACAAAUAGUCAUAGUAUACCUCUUUCAUGCAUUAUAGUCAAGAAUGUAUGGAGGUAUUUUUCAAUAUAUCAUUUGUUUGAAAUAUUUAUCAACUGAAUUAUUCAUAUCCAUACCUACUGAUUAAUCAUUAAAAAAAAGAUCUUUUGUUUUUCAGUAAAUGUUUCUUAAGAAUAUUACUUAUUGAGUAAAGAUUUUCAAUGAUCAAUUCACUGUUUUAAUAUUGAUUUUGCAUCAGUAAUUUGAUUUGCUAAAUGUAUUCAACACACCUGGUUCAAGAAGUUUUUCCAAUUGUUAAUGAUAUAUGAGAAUUGGAUUUGAAUAAUUCAGUUGAGAAUUGCACACAUAAUACCCAUAAUUAUGCUAGUCAUUAUUACUUGAAUGCUAUUGUGAAGUAGGAAACUUCUUUUGAAAAUCGUUGAUUUGGACAUCAAAUACAUUAAUUCCAUUUGUAAAAUUUAUAUAUAUAUAUCAUUAUCUGUUAUGAAAGUGUGCCGUGAUAUUUGAUGUCCAGUUACAGUGCAUUGCCAAAUACCAACAAAUAAUGAAUCUACCCGGUAAUUGGAAAAUGAGACUUGUAUAUUCCAGAAAAAAAAAAUUGAACAUAUUUUGGUUGUUAUUGAGAGUCUUAUGAUGGUUGUCCGUAUAUCUUUCAUCUCUUUUAUUAUAGUAUUAGAGUUACUGGUGGUCUAUCUGAGAUUGGUUUUUAAAAGCAAAUUAACUUAUAUUAUUGCUGUAUAAAUCCCUUAUUUCAUAUCUCUUCCUCAAGUAUGGUCCCUUUUAAUUAUUUACUAAAGACAUCUGGUCUAUUUUUACUUUUAUUACAUAAAUUUGAAGGGUAAUUUUUUUAAUCAGGGAUAUAUACAUCCAUCCUUUUUUUAAAAUAAUUUUUUUAAUAUAGAUUUGCUUCAUUAUAAUUCAAUAAUGAGCAGCUGUAUAUUUUUAUAAAUGCUCAAAUAAUGUGCAAGACAUACAAAUAAGUUUAUCUCAGUAUUCUUUUUAAAAGACAUGCUGAAAUGGAUCAAGUUAGCUUUGAAAUCAUGGAAUAUAAAUUAAAUUGUAUAUGAAGGAUCCAAGAGAAAUUUAUUGAAAAGGGUAGAAAUACUCCUAUAUUUAAUGAUUUAUAAAUAUCUUCCCAUUUCAGACACAAUUAUGAAUUGGUUUCAUUUUACUUGUACAUGGUAAUAUCACAGAAUUCAGGAAGAAAAAAAAGUAUAAAUCUUUUCCAAGUGGACUGAUCACUGACGUACUGAUUUUCAGGUGAAAGAAUGAAAUCUGUCAUUUUUUCUUUUUUUUUGGGGGGGGGUUAAAGUGGCCAAAAUAACAGAAGUCAUUAGUGACAUCCAUUGCUCUGAUUAGAUCUGGUACACAAGAAUAAUAUGUGCCAAAUGACAUGAUUUAUUGCUCUAGGUUUCAAAUUUUGCAUCGUGAUAAGUCCAACUUAUUGAAAAGUAAUAAGUAUACUCCCAGACGAAGCCUAAAACAAUGUUAGAGAAAACUUUUCAAUAAAGCUAAAAAACAUUAAAGAGGCCAUUUUAUUAAGCAUUAUACAUCUGUUUACUAUUAAAAGGUUAAAAUCCACAUUGUUUCAGAAGUGUGUGAAAUUGUUUAAACCUAUGUUUUGUAAGGAUGAUGUUGAAUGUUAAGGGUCAAAGACAAAAGUUUGUAUAUUUUAGAUACUUCCUUAAUUGUGAUGCUGCUACUUCAUGUUCGGUAAGGGAAAAAAUACAAACAUUUUGUUGUAACCUCAUUUUAUAUGUUUAUGCUCCUCUAGUAGAAUGUUUUAUGCAGAAUUUGAUAAAUGUUACUAGAAAGAUUUUGUAAAUCUGAAGACAAUUGUAACCCAGUAUAUUUUGUUUCUGGAUAAUUAGCUGUAUACUAAAUCUAUUUCUUUUAUAUUAAAUUAUAAUUAGAAUUUUGUAAUGUAAUAUAUUUAAGGAAUAUUAUUUUGAAAAAACAAAAAAUGCUUUAUUUACUUACUAGUUGAUUUAAAAUCACACUCAAUUACCUGUAGCCUUUUUUAAAUUCUUUUUCACUUAAUUUCUGAUUAGUGUGUCAUUUGUGCCUUCAAGUUCAGUAUCAGAAUAAUUCUUUUGACAGUAAAAUGGCUCUCGUCAUUCACAAAGUUCCCCUUUUCCUCUAUUCUUUCUAAUCUCUUCCAUCGUAAUAUUAAUACAAUUGUCUUCUUUGUUACAUUAGAUAUUUCUGGGUUACUCAUACCCUUAAAUCUCCCAACAUUGAUUUUAGAAUAUUUGCCAUCUCAGGUGCUGCUAGUUAAUUGUAAUAUUUGAGUGUUUGAUCAUAGCAAUAGGUUCUGUUAUGUGAGUUUUUGUACAUAGUUGUCUCAUUUUUGAAAGUUUUUACAUGUAUCUUCAUUUUGGAGAAAUUACAAGCUUGGUGUGAAAUACAUAUGGGGUUGAUUCCAUUCAGCCUUAUAUGUUCAUUUUUAUGAAAGGCUUGUUCAAAAAUUUAAUGCCAUUACAUUAUCAAUGGGAUUCCAUCUUCAAAUAUAUCCUUGUAUUUCUUGAAUUAUUGAAAAUGUGAUAACUUAAUACAGGUACCGGUACUAUCUAUUUUCACAUCCAUGUACAAGCUGAUGAUUUUUUAAACUUCCUCAAAAUGUGUUAAAGGAUGUAAUUUUUUUUAUUGUGAAAACUUAAAUUGUGACCUUAAUUACAAGUCUACAAUACUGAAAUGGUUUUAACCUCUUGAUGAGAGUGAUCACAAAAGGGAUCUUAUUUCCUAAAAAUGUAUUUUAAUGUAUUUUAAAUGAGCAAGAUAUGAUAAUCAUGAAAGAUGAAGCCAUUUUUAAGAUCACUAUUUCAUAUGAUAAAGAUUGUCACAAAAUGCAGACCAUAUUGGUUUGAUGUCAAAUAUUAUACAUGUACAUUAGGUAAAUAAAAAAAAAGCAUAAAAACUA
Molecule: messenger RNA, 5142 nt
Organism: Lytechinus variegatus (green sea urchin)
Lineage: Eukaryota; Metazoa; Echinodermata; Echinoidea; Temnopleuroida; Toxopneustidae
Product: MAP kinase-activated protein kinase 2-like
Exons: 8
Coding region: 900-2072 (390 amino acids)
Biological process (GO): peptidyl-serine phosphorylation; protein autophosphorylation; intracellular signal transduction
Cellular component (GO): nucleus; cytoplasm
Molecular function (GO): calcium/calmodulin-dependent protein kinase activity; calcium-dependent protein serine/threonine kinase activity; calmodulin binding
Source: RefSeq, a predicted model, not a curated record